Oncorhynchus tshawytscha (Chinook salmon) is the source of this 2386-nucleotide messenger RNA. RefSeq names its product cysteine protease ATG4B-like. The record is from RefSeq and is a predicted model, not a curated record. The coding region runs from base 70 to 1419 and encodes 449 amino acids. Lineage: Eukaryota; Metazoa; Chordata; Actinopteri; Salmoniformes; Salmonidae. The transcript is spliced from 14 exons. Gene Ontology annotation, molecular function: protein-phosphatidylethanolamide deconjugating activity.
GUAUUGAUUUCUUAUUGGUCGAAUGAUGUUUCUGCCUGUUUGGACAGAUCAACAACACAUUAUGUCGGGAUGGAUGCAGCUACUCUCACGUACGACACACUUGGCUUUGGAGAGUUUGAAGAUUUUCCAGAGACCUCAGAGCCAGUGUGGAUCUUGGGGAAAGAAUUCAACGCACUCACAGAAAAGGAAGACAUUCUUUCAGAUGUCACUUCACGACUGUGGUUCACCUACAGAAAAAACUUCCCGCCCAUUGGAGGGACAGGGCCUACGUCCGACACAGGCUGGGGCUGCAUGCUGCGAUGUGGACAGAUGAUCCUAGGCGAGGCCCUGGUCUGCAGGCAUCUAGGCCGAGACUGGAGAUGGGUGAGAGGCCAGCCUCAGAGAGGACAGUACAUCAGUAUCCUCAACGCCUUCCUUGACAAGAAAGACAGCUACUAUUCUUUACAUCAAAUUGCCCAGAUGACAUCAAAACUAACCUGUGUUGAAUAUUGUCCGUCUUGCCCUCAGGAAACUGUGUUGAAUAUUGUCCGUCUUGCCCUCAGGAAACUAACUGUGUUGAAUAUUGUCCGUCUUGCCCUCAGGAAACUAACUGUGUUUGACUCGUGGAGUCGUCUGGCGGUACAUGUUGCUAUGGACAACACCGUGGUGAUGGAGGAGAUCAAGCGGUUGUGUAUGCCCUGGCUGGACUAUGGUGGAGCAGCGUGUGCAGAGCCCCCGGGGUGGAUGCCGAAGCAUAACGGCUGCCUGGAGGGGGCCUGUGCCCUGGCUGAGGAGGAGACGGCUCUCUGGAAGCCCCUGGUCCUUCUCAUCCCUCUCAGGCUGGGCCUGAGUGACAUCAACAAGGCCUACAUUGAGACCCUGAAGCAAUGCUUUCAGCUGCCCCAGUCCCUGGGUGUCAUCGGAGGGAAGCCCAACAGUGCCCAUUACUUCAUAGGCUAUGUUGGAGAGGAGUUGAUCUACCUGGACCCCCACACCACCCAGCCUGCGGUAGAGCCCUGUGAGGACAGCCAGGUCCCCGACGACACUUACCACUGUCAGCAUCCGCCGUGCCGCAUGCACAUCUGUGAAAUAGACCCCUCCGUCGCAGUGGGUUUCUUCUGCAGAACGGAGGACGACUUUGAUGACUGGUGUAUGCGUAUCCGAAAGUUGUCCCACACUAGAGGAAGCCUGCCCAUGUUUGAGCUGGUAGACUGUCAACCAUCUCACUUCGCCUGCUCUGUAGACGUGCUCAACCUCACUCCGGAUGAGGCUGGGAUUCAGUCAGCGGUGCGUUGUGGACAAGCGCAUUGCACUACCGACAAAGCGCCUUUUAAAGGCAAUUUCCCUGACGUUCGCGGAGAUCGCGUUCACGAUUUCUCAGACCGGUCGGAGCGGUUCUUUGAUUCUGAGGAUGAAGAGUUUGAGAUCCUGUCCCUGUGAUGAACAGGAGGAAUACAGUUACUAUCUGUCCUGGCAGAAACCCCAGACGAUUCGUCUCUGUAUCAGAAGGGAAGCCAAUAGGGGACAGGAGAUGACUGGUGACAUCACUAGCCCAGUCUGGCACCGAUGGUGUAGUGAUGUGUCAAACAGUUGUCUUCUGGUCAGUCACCUGGUGCUCUCCGUGUCCAAUGAGGAGACUCCUUGCUGCGAGGUGGUACCAGCUAGUGCUCUCCGUGUCCAAUGAGGAGACUCCUUGCUGCGAGGUGGUACCAGCUAGUGCUCUCCGUGUCCAAUGAGGAGACUCCUUGCUGCGAGGUGGUACCAGCUAGUGCUCUCCGUGUCCAAUGAGGAGACUCCUUGCUGCGAGGUGUUACCAGGUAGCAGGAGCUCUCGGGAAACAUUCAGUGCUACAUGCAUCUUCACAUUGGUUCUCCAUUUUAAGUCUGAACACAUUAUAUAUUUCCUUUAAGCCAGGGGUGUCAAACUCAUUCUGUGGAGGGCGUCAGGUUUUUCCCCCAUAUUGAAUUAAGACAAAUAGGUGAUGGGAGUUCCUUAACUAAAUUAUUGACCUUUUAAUUCAAUCAAUCAAUUACAAGAUGCGUAAAAAAGAAAAACCGACACUCUGUGGAUUGAGUUUAACACGUUUAAGUGAUAUGGUGCCUUUCUCUCCCCUCCCCCUAAACUGAAUCACACUGACACACAACGAUGUCUUUAGGAACUUGGUUGACUCUGUCCACACUUGUAUUUACUGAUGUCAAUUGUAAAUCAAAAUGUGAUUGAGGGAAAUUUUGCAGACAAAGUAGAUUUGCUUGUGAAUUAUAAUUUGUUUUAUUGAGAGUACCAUUUUAUAUCUAAAAAAAAAAAUCCCUGUCCUGAACGUCAUUUUAAAGAUGAUUUAUUUCCUGUUAAUGACACAUGAAGAAAAAUGAAUGAACGUGUUAAUGAAAAUACAAUUUAAAAAGUUAAA